This is a messenger RNA of Purpureocillium takamizusanense, 3441 nucleotides long. RefSeq names its product gamma tubulin complex Spc97/GCP2 subunit Alp4 (gene alp4). Gene Ontology annotation, biological process: spindle assembly; mitotic cell cycle; cytoplasmic microtubule organization. Gene Ontology annotation, cellular component: mitotic spindle pole body; equatorial microtubule organizing center; gamma-tubulin small complex. The coding region runs from base 254 to 3076 and encodes 940 amino acids. The record is from RefSeq and is a predicted model, not a curated record. The transcript is spliced from 3 exons. Lineage: Eukaryota; Fungi; Ascomycota; Sordariomycetes; Hypocreales; Ophiocordycipitaceae. Gene Ontology annotation, molecular function: gamma-tubulin binding; microtubule minus-end binding.
CACGUUGAAUGUUCGUACACACAUGCUCGCAUACACGGCAAAUGCUGCCUUCAACACCGCACCGACACGUACACAAAGCUGAACAGAUCACAACUGCUUCUUUUCCGACAUACUUUGGCACUUUGACGCGAGAAUCCGGCAUUCUUUUCCGCAGCGCAAGGCCCAUAUCGCCCCUACACUUGCAUGGCCGCCAAGGGCGCGCGUCGUGGGGCAUCACUGAUGUAACCCGUCCUCCCCUUCACGAGCUGCCAACAUGUCCUCAGGAACAGCCAGAGCCUCGGCCAGCCGACCCAACGGCUUCGCCGAGGAGCGAGAGCGGGUACGUGCAGCUGGUGUAAGUGGCAGCGGCAGCGGCAGCGGCAGCUUCAGGAGCGAACAGCGCAGGACUACAGGCCCCGGCACGGCGCCGUCUCCCCAGCCAGACGGGCCGUUUCCCGGCGUGGCGCAUAAGAGGACUGCGUCGGGAAACCCGCGCCCGGCGAGCAGGACGGCGGCGGGGGACGAGCGGCGGUACGAGGAGCGGCGCGUCACGGAGAGGACAUACGAGGCGCGCAUCGAGCGCACGCGCACGACGAGCCCGGAGAAGCAGCAGCGAAGGAGCGGCCCCGCGGAAAAGAGAAUGUCUGAUGCCCGUCGGCCUAAGUCUUCGUCGGAGGCGAGGCCUAGGGAGUCGGCCGUCGCCGAGGCGGCGCCUCAAGCCCCUUGGAACCCAGAAGUUACCCUCCUCCCACACACAACGGCGCCUCUCGCCCCGCGGGUGUCGAUACCGCCCCUCGCAUCCGCAAUGCCGCAAGCACUCCAACCAAAGCCACUGGCCGACAUGUCACUAGAGCUCCAGGAGGCAGCAAUCGUCGAGGAUCUGCUCUUCGUCUUCAUGGGCUUCGAAGGCCAAUACAUUCGAUUCGCCAAGGGCUAUGAUCCGCAUGAGGAGCGCGAUCGCCUCUCCGGCCCGCCUUUCCGUAUCAUGCCGGGGCUCGACCCAAGCUUGCACGACCUGACCAAGUCGAUGCUCAAGAUGGCGACGUACUACUCGGCUCUGGAGGCCUUUGUCGAUGUCCUGAGCAGGAGGGAGUUUGGAGCCGUCAAUCAUGCCCUGUGUGCCUCGGUACGGAAGUUCUUGCACGACUAUCUCAUCAUGAUUGCGCAGCUUGAGACGCAAUUCCUCACCAGUGACACGUUCACGGUUCACAUACUCAACAUCCACACCAUUUCCACGAGCCACUUGAUGCUCCAGCUAUAUUCCCUGGCGCAGGAGCUUCUCAAGAAGAACGCGCUGUUAGACGACGAAAGCGAAGAAGACGACGACAGCGAAGAUGACUAUGACAAGGUGCUUGAAAAGCUGAACGACAAUAAAGACCUACUCCCCGGAAACAUGAGUACUGAAAAAAUAUGCAAGGGCGGCGUGGUUCUAGGGAUCGUGACGAAGAGACUUGAGACCAUGUCUGGAGACCCUGCGGCAAGGGCUCUGCUCACGUCAUUGUUGCGUGACGCGAGCCGCCCGUACAUGAAGAUGCUGAACGAGUGGCUGCAUCAAGGGAGCAUCAACGACCCGCACUCGGAGUUUCUCAUCAAGGAGCAGAAGAGCAUCCGGCGCGAGAGGCUAGAGCAAGACUACACUGACGAGUACUGGGAGAGGCGCUACACCAUACGCGACCGCGACGUCCCGCCGCAACUCGAGGCUGUCAAGGACAAGGUCCUGCUGGCGGGCAAGUACCUCAACGUCGUCCGCGAGUGUGGCGGCGUCGACGUGAGCAAGGUCGUGACCGACGUUCCGACCUCGUUCGACGACAGCAGGUUCUUGGAGAACGUCAACGACGCAUACGCGCAUGCCAACGAGUCGCUGAUGCAGCUCCUUCUGACGACGCACGCUCUGCCCGCGCGCCUGCGGUCCAUGAAACACUACUUCUUUCUCGAUCCCUCCGACUACUUCUCAUACUUCCUCGAGCUGGGUGCCUCGGAGCUGCGCAAGCCGGUCAAGACUGUCAACACGGGCAAGCUGCAGUCCCUGCUGGAUCUCGUCCUGCGCCAGCCCGGCAGCAUUGUGUCCCUGGACCCGUUCAAGGAAGACGUCAAGGUGACGAUGAACGAAAUCACCCUGACCAAGGCACUGCAGCGAGUCGUCAACAUCACUGGCAUCGAGCAGGGCGAGGUGCCCCAGGCGCCCGCCAGCCAGCCCAUGGAGAGCGACAAGAACGCCACCGGCUUCACCUCGCUCGAGCUCGACUACUCCGUCCCCUUCCCAGUCUCCCUCGUCAUCAGCCGCAAGACAGUCUGGCGAUACAAGGCUCUCUUCCGGUACCUGCUCUCCCUGCGACACCUCGAGUCUCAGCUCUCUGCCACCUGGCAAACGCAGACGAGGAGCGUCAGCUGGGCGCACAAGGGAUCCAACCCUGCGCUGGAGAUUUGGAAGCGGCGCGCCUGGACGCUCCGGGCAAGGAUGCUCGUCUUUGUGCAGCAGCUGCUCUAUUUUUGCACCGCCGAGGUCAUCGAGCCCAACUGGACCAAGUUCAUGGCCCGUCUGGAUGCCAAGGACGGCGACGCGGACAAGAAGCCCAUGUCGAGGACCGUCGACGAGCUGAUGCAGGACCACGUCGGGUUUCUGGAUACCUGUCUCAAGGAGUGUAUGCUCACCAACAGCAAGCUCCUCAGGAUCCACUCCAAACUCAUGCAGACGUGCACCGUCUUCGCCGCCUACACAAACUGGCUCACACGCGAGCUCGAAAAGUCGGACCCGGACCUCUCGGGCGCCACCAAGCCCAGCACCAUGACGGCCGACCAGUGGAAGCUCUUCCAGGCCACCAAGGCCGCUCAGCGUGGCGGCGCCGCUGCCGCAUCGCAGCAGCAACAGCAAGACGCCUCCUUCGCCGCCGACGACGCAGAGGCCCGUGUCAACAACCUCUCCGAGAUCAUCCGCAAGUGGGAGGGCAACUUCAGCAGGCACCUCCAGAUCCUCCUCGACGCCCUCAACCACUACGCCGCCACCGAGACCGUUGUCCUGCUGAGCCUGUGCGCGCGCCUCAGCACCGCCAACCAGGGGACCGAGUACGCGGGGCUCAAGCCCGACGACGACGGAUAACCCCCUUUUCCGCGGAACUGCAAAAGCGAGACUUUGGGGGCGUUGCGGUGAGGGCGAAGCAUUAUUUCGUCAGGCAUGGAUUGGUUUCUACGGCGUCUGUGUAGUGGGGAACCGCAUGAUGGGAUGGUUCUAUCAUUCACGGGAUGGAUGACUACGGGCUUCGAGCCGGGACGUGUCUGAGCCAUGGGAGACAUGCACAAUGUUGUCUGCGGCGUGUUGAAACAGGUUGCAUGGCCGCCCGGUGUAAUUAUGAGCGAGGUACGCGGCGUGCAGCAAGGGCGAUAAAACAAGACUUGGUAUUCUCGUGCCUAAUCUGCUGCCCCUGUCAUGUCAUGAAACGUCCAUGUAUCAUCCGUGAUGCCUCC